AUGGUCCUCGAAGCUGUGUCGCAUCUCGUUCGAGAGGUUGUGGAUCCGAACAAAGCCAUCUUGGCGAUCCUGGCCAGCAUCGUUGUCUUCGGUCUUCGGAAUUGGGCAAGAGGGUUCAUCAAUGAAGCGGAACGAGACUUGCACGGCAAGACGUACCUGCUGGUCGUACGUUACGCUUCGCCCACCCUUAUUUUCACGUCUUGGAGACGGGCUCAAAAGACACGAGGCCAGGUGUGUUGUACUGACCAUAGCUUCCUGUCCGCGCCUUCAGGGAUGUUUCUCUGGGCCCGGCCUUUCGUUGCUGCAAGCGCUGGCAGCUCGUGGCGCACAGAUCGUCGCCUUGCACCCCGAUCCCAUGGACGCCGAGGUCACUCAGCUAAUACUACUCUUACGCUCGGCCGCACGCAACGAGAGAAUAUACGCCGACCAGUGCGAUAUGCUUUCUAUCGCCUCCGUCCAACGAUUUGCUGCUCAGUGGAGCAAGAACGGCAAAAGUGGGAUGGUCCAAGAUCUCGAGGCGAAAAUCGACGGCGUCGUCUUUUCCGACGGGCUCGGCUCCGGUCUUUCGGCUGCACCUACCUCGCAAGAGAUACAUCAAGUGCAGGUCCGGUCUCGCCUAGCCAUGAUACAAUUCUUGCUACCCGUCCUGUUGAAGUCGUCCCGAAAUUCGACAAGCGGCGUGCGGAUCGUCUCCCAAGUUUCGCCACUCUACUCGGCGGCUCUCGAUCAUUCGACAACACUUUCUCUCAACUGUAUUUUGCCCGACGAGCGUGCAUCAGCACCAGCCACGGAUAACGUAUUUUAUGGCUCCUCGUGGCGCACACAAGGGAGAUCUGCCCUCGCGGCUAUCCUGCUCGUUCAAGAAUUGCACACCCGUUUUGCCACGCGUAAUCCAAAUCUCCUCUUUAUCUCGGUUUGUCCUGGUUUUACACGCUCUUUCCUUCACGCCAGUAUAGGCAAUAUUCGUCGUGGAGGCUGGCCGUUGCGGUUGCUCGCGUAUCCCUUCAUUUGGGUGUUUGCCAAAUCGGCAAGUGAAGCGAGCCAGAUUCUUCUGACCGCUCUUCUCGCAGACGUAAGGAAGCCAGAAGUGAUCGAUCCGGCAGCGCCACCCGAUGAAGGGGCGGUCUGCAGAGCGACGAAAUCGGAGAUCCCACCCGUAGUCAUAUUGCGUGGUGGGACACUUGUCCGAGAAGGUCGCGAAGUGCGGUAAGGCACAUCAUUUCCCAUGACCGGGGUGAGCAAGAUACUGACGUUCCGACGGGUUCGUCCUUUUGGUUCUCGGCCGUGGCGCAGGAUCAUGGGCCUGGAUUCACGCAACUUACUUGGUUCGAAUCUUUGGGCUCACGAGAAUUUGGCGAUCGAUGCUGAGCUGAAAUUGGCGGCAGAAAGGAAAAAGCCAGUGGGCAGAGAGGGCGCCGAAGGCGACCCCCACCCUGGGGCUGGACGUGCGAAGAGCGAAUAA
Microbotryum saponariae is the source of this 1462-nucleotide messenger RNA. NCBI's taxonomy places the organism in Eukaryota, Fungi, Basidiomycota, Microbotryomycetes, Microbotryales, Microbotryaceae. The record is from the annotation of a GenBank genome assembly.